AGCUGGUUUACAAACCGCCAACUGAUCUCAGAAGAAGAAGAACCUCCGUUCGAUGUUCAUCAUGAGAGAGCAGGUGGAUGUGAUCUACGCUGGAGAACAUCAGAUGCUGCAGACACCAGUGAAGAUUAAAGUGAAUCAGGAGGAGAUAAAAAGAGAAAUCACAGCAGAGCAACAACAGAGAGAUGAUGAUGAUGAUCAAACCUCCACAGAGUCUCUGACUUCUGUCUGUAAUGCUGGAGAACAGCAGAUGCUGCAGACACCAGUGAAGAUGUGUUCAGUGAAGCUGCUGGACUGCAGGAACCUGAUGAAGAUGAGAGGAGAAUCCACAGUAGAGGAACAACAGAGUGUUGAUGAUGAUGAUGAUGAUGAUCAAACCUCCACAGAGUUUCUGACUUCUGUCUGUAACGCUGAAGAACAGCAGAUGCUGCAGACACCAGUGAAGAUUAAAGUGAAACAGGAGAUAAAAAGAGAAAUCACAGCAGAGGAAGAUGAGAGUGAAGAAGAUGAAGUUUUUAUUCCUUCAGAGCUGAUGGAGAUGAAAGAGGAACAUCAAGAGCUGAAUGAAGUGGAGACGAAACUUCAGUAUCAGAAACAUCACUAUUUAAUAACAGGAGAAAAAUCUUUGAGUUGCUCAAAGACUAAGAAGAAUUUCUCACCAAAAAAGCUUCAAAGAAGUGCAGCAAAAAAUUAUUUCACCUGCUCUCAAUGUAGAAAGAGUUUCAUGUAUAAAAGCCAGCUUUAUUUACACAUGAGAUUUCAUACUGGAGAGAAACCUUACACGUGCCAACAGUGUGGGAAAAGUUUCACUUUUAAAGGAAAUCUUAAUGCACACAUGAAAACUCACACAGGAGAGAAGCCUUACAUGUGCAAUCAGUGUGGAAAAGGUUUCAAAUGUAAAAAAUAUCUUAAGAUGCACACAAGAGUUCACACUGGAGAGAAGCGUUUCUCAUGCCAUCAGUGUGGGAAAAGGUUUCUUGAAAAACAACAUCUUAAUGUACACAUGAGAAUUCACACAGGAGAGAAACCUUACAAGUGUCAUCAGUGUGGGAAAAGUUUCACCAGUAAAGGAAAUCUUAAUGCACACACAAAAACUCACACAGGAGAGAAGCCUUACACAUGCCUUCAGUGUGGGAAAGGUUUUAAAUGUAUAAAAUAUCUUAAGGUGCACACAAGAGUUCACACUGGAGAGAAACGUUUCUCAUGCCAUCAGUGUGGAAAUAGUUUUCUUGAAAAAAAACAGCUUAAUAUUCACAUGAGAAUUCACACUGGAGAGAGGCCUUACAAGUGCCAUCAGUGUGGGAAAAAUUUCACCAUGAAAGGAAAUCUUAAUGCACACAUGAAAACUCACACAGGAGAGAAGCCGUACACAUGUCAUCAGUGUGGAAAAGGUUUUAAAUGUAUAAAAUAUCUUAAGGUGCACACAAGAGUUCACACUGGAGAGAAGCGUUUCUCAUGCCAUCAGUGUGGAAAUAGUUUUCUUGAAAAAGAACAGCUUAAUAUUCACAUGAGAAUUCACACUGGAGAGAGGCCUUACAUGUGCCAUCAGUGUGGGAAAAGUUUUGCGUCUGCUGUCUGUCUCAAAAAUCAUCUACGCUGUCACUCUGGAGAAAGGUCAUUUGAAUGUGAUAAAUGUGGUAAAACAUUUUUUUUUAAUACAGGACUAAAACGACAUAUGAAAACUCAUACAAAUGAGAAGCCUUACAAUUGUUCUCUUUGUGGAAAGAGUUUUGCAGACCUGUCCUAUUUUAAAGAACACCAAAAAAUACAUACUGGCGUGAGGAAUCACGUGUGCUUUGAAUGCGGGAAGACCUUUAUUAGAGCCGGCAAAUUGACAGAGCAUCAAAGAAUUCAUGCAGGAAUAAAACCAUACAAGUGCUCACACUGUGAAAAGAGUUUCACUUGGCAAAUAAGCUUGAAAACACAUGAGAGAAUCCAUACUGGAGAGAGACCAUACCACUGCUCUUCAUGUGGUAAGAGUUUCAACCAAUCAGGUCACCUACAGAACCAUUUAAAAAACAAUUGCCCAAGUAGUCACAGUGAGUAAUUUUUUUUUUACAAUCUUCACUCGGGA
Molecule: messenger RNA, 2071 nt
Organism: Xyrauchen texanus (razorback sucker)
Lineage: Eukaryota; Metazoa; Chordata; Actinopteri; Cypriniformes; Catostomidae
Product: gastrula zinc finger protein XlCGF57.1-like
Exons: 3
Coding region: 53-2044 (663 amino acids)
Source: RefSeq, a predicted model, not a curated record